AUGGCCACUCCGCCGCAAAGCACUCAACGCCCUCCAGAUUCCUCACCAGUUCCAAUUGAAGACGACGACAGCGAGCUCACUGGGUCGGCACUCCAAAUGUACUCCGGCUCAGCGUCUCUUCCGGAUACCCCCAUCGCGCCACUUGCGGAUGUUGAGAGCAAGCCCCCGGGCCUGGCACUGCAAUUGGAUUCCCCAGGCUCGGCACCACUCCCAUUCACUAUCACUAUCCUCAUGCCCAUUGGAGAUGUCGAGAGCAAGCUUCUCGAUCCCGUUCCUUUCGUUUCAUCUGCAACGCCAAUCGAAGAUGCUGCUCACCAGAUUGUCACAUCUCCAUCUGGAAAAAGUGUCCAGCCAAACAAGCACGCGAAUCGUUGGGUCGAAAGAGUCAACGCACCCAUCUUGUCGGCUCGGAAGACCCUGAUGAUGACUACAAUCCUGGUUCCAGUGAUGAGUCUGAUGAUUCUGAUGAUUCUGAUCUCAGCGACGCUCCGGGAUUGGAUGAUGGAUCUGAGGCGAUGCUCACUUGUCUCUACCAUCAGCCCCUUUCACGCCAAAUGCGGUUCACGAGACCACACUCCCGGGUCCAGCAUUGCAAUUUUUCCAGUCACCCCCACUGGAGAUGAGGGCAAGCUCCCUAGUCCCACGCUGCAGGCACCGCUUCUCGUUUCAUAUAUUACGCCCACUCACGGUGCUGGCCAUCAGACUGGCAUUACAUCGUCUGGAAAACGUGUAGCAGGACAUGGGGUCCAAAAGUUCGUCGAGCGGGUUCAACAGGCCUCACAUCCCGUGUCCAAAAUUGAUCCAUUUGCCUUUGUGCAAGAUGUCGACAGGCCGAGUUGGCACGCGCAUCGCGACGAUAUAGAUGCGCUCUGGAAUCAGUAUCUUCAGGACAUCAAGCCCUUUGCUGGCGACGACUACGAUCUCACAACUCUGGCGAACCCCUCUGGCGCAAUAGGAGCGGUCCUCCACAUCUAA
This is a messenger RNA of Trichoderma reesei QM6a, 975 nucleotides long. RefSeq lists its product as uncharacterized. Lineage: Eukaryota; Fungi; Ascomycota; Sordariomycetes; Hypocreales; Hypocreaceae. The coding region runs from base 1 to 975 and encodes 324 amino acids. The record is from RefSeq and is a predicted model, not a curated record. The transcript is spliced from 5 exons.